Messenger RNA from Trichoderma citrinoviride, 3072 nucleotides. RefSeq lists its product as hypothetical. Gene Ontology annotation, biological process: DNA-templated transcription; regulation of transcription by RNA polymerase II. Lineage: Eukaryota; Fungi; Ascomycota; Sordariomycetes; Hypocreales; Hypocreaceae. The transcript has 3 exons. The record is from RefSeq and is a predicted model, not a curated record. The coding region runs from base 1 to 3072 and encodes 1023 amino acids. Gene Ontology annotation, molecular function: DNA-binding transcription factor activity, RNA polymerase II-specific; RNA polymerase II cis-regulatory region sequence-specific DNA binding; zinc ion binding. Gene Ontology annotation, cellular component: chromatin.
AUGGGCUCCGCCCGGGAUGGAAGCGGCGCAUCGCCAGAAGACUCUGGACAGGCUCGAGCCUUCAAGGCGGAAAAUGGCGCUCCCACCCGCGACGAGGCCCAGAAGAGGCCUGGCGAUGAUCAGAAUGAAGCCUCGUCAAACUCCGAAGAACCAACACGCAAGCGGAGGCGGAGCCGGAAGGGCCUCGAGAAGAGGUUUGAAUGCAAUGCCGAGGGCUGCGGGAAGAGCUAUUCAAGAGCCGAGCAUUUAUACCGACAUCAACUUAAUCAUAAUUCCAAACAGAUUUUCCGCUGCGAGUAUCCGGACUGCCCCCGGACCUUUGUUCGAGGGGACUUGUUGAAGCGGCACAUGGACCGGCAUACGGCCAAGGGCUCGCAGCUCAACAGAAGGGACUCCAUGGUCAGCCAUGCGGCGUCUGUUGCUUCCCCCAAACUCGCCCCUGCUGAUUCCAGUCGGCCAGUGCCAGUAUCGAUGCCAGGACCCGGACCCGGAGCUGGACCCGGACCCGGACCCGGGCCUGUACCUGCAUAUCACGACCCCAGACCGCCCCCACCGAUUCACCAUCACCACCCCUCUCCCCAAGAGCCUCCUGGGGACCCCUACCCGCUGAUGAACAAUGUCGGCCCUCCUUUGUUCCCCAGCAGCGCAUCGUCCGUCGGGCACGACGCGUUUGGUCGUGACCCCAUUGCACUGGCGGCGACAGCGCCUCGCAGGCUGGGCACUGGCCAGCCUUCCCAUGGACCCAGCCGGCCAUCGAUUCAGACCAACGUCGGCCCAUAUGGCGUCAUAUCACCGGCCUCUAGCCACCAUGGCUAUCAUAGCCAGUCAAGCAGCACCCCGCAAACCGCCGGCUUCGUUUCCCAGCAUAAUGUUCUGCCAUUCAGCUUGCCGCCGGCUCAAUACUCUCACCUGCAAACAGCUCCGCCACCGCCGAGAGAUGGGGCGCCGUCUCAUGCAACCACGGCUGUAGCGUCACAUUAUUCUGACGCCCAUCACUCGCAUCAAAAUGAAAUGAUGAUGCUCGACCACAUGGAAAUGUCAAGCAGUGGACCGGUAUUUGCUGAUGAUGGCGUCAACAAAUCUCCGUAUGUAGGGAUGCCCGAGGAUUUCAUGGCCUACUUGUUCAACUCUUUGCCGGCGAAUGGCUCUCCCCAUCCACAGGCGCUACCCCCUCCUAUGUUAGACUAUGGCAGUUCGCACAAUGACAGUCACGGCGACCGCUAUUUGGGCGAGCCUUCACCUGUGGGACUAUUCCCCCCUGACCCCCAAGAUGUUAUGGCUGUUAAUAACAUCUUGGAGCAGCAUGCACCGGAGGCCAGUCUCACAGAGGAGCGCAGCCAGGAGAUCUUUGACCUUAUCAGCGAACGCUUUCAAGAGGACAGCGAUGACAUUUCAGCGAGGCAGCGACGAAACAGCAUCCUUGGCGGCGACCGCUCGUCCGGAGAGCACAUGCUGAGCAGGAGGAUGAUGCAGGCCUACGUCGGCUCGUACUGGUACCACUUUAACGAUCAGAUGCCCAUCUUGCACAAGCCCACCUUUGCCACGGAGAAGACGCCUAACCUCUUGCUCAUCGCCAUCAUGGCCAUUGGUGCGGCUUGCCUGGAUAGAACCCACGGGACCAAGGUGACAAUGGCGGGAGCAGAGGUGUCUAAUUUUCUCGCAGAGCACCUGCGAUGGGAAGUGUUUAUGGAGCGAAGUUUCAAGCCUCCUGCUAAACUUUGGGUUUUCCAGACGCUGAUCCUACUUGAGCUGUACGAGAAGAUGUAUUCGACGAGGGAGCUGCACGAGCGAGCUCACAUUCACCACGCCACUACGGUUACUUUGAUGAGAAGGGGAAGGUCGCUUAUCGGCAAAUCUACACUGGACUCGCCGCCCCAACAUAGCUCCGACGGGUCGCGAAAAUCGUCGGCCUCUGGUAUCGCUCACACAGCAGAUGAAUGGUGGAACCACUGGAUCACGAACGAGGCGACACGGAGGGCCGCCUUUGCCGCGUUCAUCAUCGAUGCGACUCAUGCUACCAUGUUUGGCCAUUCGGCAGUCAUGGUGGCUCACGAGAUGAGGUUGACGCUGCCCUGCGACGAGUCUCUGUGGAGAGCUGCUAGCAGUGCCGAAGUAGGCCGAGUAGAAGCAAAUCUCAUGUCCCGCGGUAUCAAACCCAUAACGUUCCUUGAGGGGCUGAAGCGCACGCUGAGCCAUCAAGAUGUACGGACGACACCGUUUGGUCGAUCGGUUCUCAUGGCCGGGCUUCUCAGCAUCACAUACCAUAUGCACCAGCGCGAUCUCCAGGUCAAUGUGCUGGGAGGAGGCGUCAUCCAAGCCCUUGGAGGGCGCGACAAGUGGCGGGCGACUCUCACGAGGGCCUACGAUUCGUGGAAGUCACACUUUGACAAGGCGCUUGAGCUGAACGACUCCGAUCCUUAUAGACUGGAGAUGCAACAACAAGACUUCAACGUCGUGUUCGAGAGCCGUACGGUGCUGCACCACUUGGCCCACAUGGCCAUGCACGCUGAUAUCGUGGACUGCCAAAUGUUUGCGCGUGCGAAGAGGCUGCUUGGUCGCUCUAUCGGACAUCAAGAGUUUCUCAGCGCCCAGCGAAGAAUCAAGGAAUUUUGGGCUCCGUCUGCGAGGGCUCGUGACGCCACGUAUUACGCGCUCAAAUUUCUGCUGUCUGUCCUCGUUCCUGACCAAGCAGGGCCUCCGUACUCGACGGGUCCUGACCGCGACAAGCCGUACGAGACCCGCGACGAUGUGCUAUUGAAUCGGCCCUGGGUUCUCUACUUUGCGGCGCUGGUGGUCUGGUGCUACGGAUAUGCCGUCGAGGGACCUUGUCUGACGGGAUCAACGCCGGUUGGCCACCAUGAGCAGUGGCAGCAGAUGAGGGCCUACCUCUCCAAAUACGGGGGAGUGACGGACCCGAACGAGCUGAGAAACAUGAGGGGCAUCAACGGAAACACAGCGCUGCUCAUGGUACUCAAGGAUACCUUUGACAACUCUCGAUGGGAGCUGCUCCACGAGGGGGCGAACUUGUUACACAAUUGCAUAGUGCUCAAUUCUGGUGGCAAUGUCCUGUGA